CCUUCUCGCAGCACGGUUCAGCAGAUCGAAUGACCAACUAAUCCUCUUUCUUCCUCUCUCUCUCGCCAUCUCUGCGACCCUGUGCAGACACCCCAUAAACACAGUCCUUCAGCAGGUCGUUACUCUGCUCUUUGGAUCCGAGUGCUUCUGCUCUCCCGCUAUACUCGACCAGAGAGAGCAUGUCGAAAGCGUGACCGGUUCGUCGUCUCUCGUCGCCGCCGGUCGCUCUCUCCAACCCGACGUUCUUAUUGCCGAUUUUCGAGGUGCGGUCGCCGCGAUUGCGACACGCCUUUCUGUAAGUGCACUGCUCAAUGGUGUCAUCCCAAAUACUCUCUCAACACUGCCAUUUCCGAGUAUCGACUACCGCAAAUCUGAUGGUCUCUCAAAGACUCCUUGUGCCUCAUCACGCCUAGACGCCAAUUAGUCUUGUAGAUAACUGAACCAUGACCACUCAAAUAGACACAAACGGAAGCGAACCGUCGAGGAUCUCGUUCUGGGUAGCUAGCCGGGAGCCUGGCGAACCUGAAGAUACCGCCGCAGAACGAUUAGUCGCUCUCAAACGAGCAUUGCGAGCGACUGAUACAGAGAUAACCUGGGAGAAGUUAUUGGAAGAGCUCGCCUUGCUCGGCCACGCCCAGUGUGCUUUCGUCGUUAGAAAAGUAUAUAAAGAAGGCGACGACAGCGAGGGCGAUUUAACCAUGGCCUGUUACUACGACGAUCGGAACGGAAAGAGGGGAUGGCUCCGAGACCAUACAUACCGCACUACCGGCACGCCAUGUGAACAGAUGAAACAUGGCAAAGUAUAUCUUGUGCCUAGCAAUCUACAGUCUUAUGCAGUUUCCAACGACCUACCGUUCACUGCGGAAGCUUACAUGGCCACCCCAUUAUGGUCCGGUGAUCACAAUAUCGGCCAUUUUGGAAUGGUAUGGUCAAGCGAAGGCCUUUGCGAAAAGACUAUGUCGUGGCCAUAUAUAGAGUUGCUUCUGCACUCACUAGAGGACAUACUCGCUCAGCGUGUUCUGGACGAAAACACUUUGUCUAGUAAAGUGGACAAUUCACUAUCCGAAAUCUCAUUACCUACGCCGACAUACACAAAACCUCAAGUGGCGACCGCUCCGUCGUCGCCCGUAUUCGCACAUCCUCUGAAGCCUUUUGCACCAAGUCUAUCUCACGAGCUACGUACACCCAUGCAGGGAGUGGUGGGUAUGCUCGACGUUAUGUAUGCGAAUGUAGAAGAAGCAAUUGGCCGCAAGGCGAUGAGGAGUAAAUCUUCUAGCCUUUUGCAGGACUUAAAGGAGAGCAUUGAGCUGGUUCAAGACAGCGCCCGGCGCGCUGUUGAGGCUGCAGACAACGUGGUACAUGCCUACGAUCUCAACAUGGAGGUUCCGGAAACUCCCCACAUGGAAGUGUAUGCUAGCAUUAUGGGUGAUAUUUUACCACCAGCGAGUGUCGCCUCUACUGAUUGUUUACCUUUCAAAGAGGAUGGCCUGCCAGAAAACCCCUACAAACGUCGUCGAAGCUUCUCCGUCGAUUGGACAAGCCAGGGGCGGGCAGCCAAACGUUCUUCACGACGAAACGGCUCGCAAGGAGACCUCUCUCCCCGUAGCGAGGUCAAAUAUGCUAUCCAAGAAAGUGAUAAAAUCGUCUAUUCUCCAACGAAAGGUCGUAUUGAAGAGGUUGUAGUCAAUGCGGUCUCUCAAAGACCGUCGAUGACGGCACGUCGAAUGCUUCCGCACAUGCUCCUCGAAGGCGUACCAUCAACUGCGGUACGCCAUACAAAGAUACGCGAGCUUCUGCAUUUGGUGAUAAAUGAAUCCUUACAUAUAGGCAAGCGGCCUGAAUCGACCAUCAGUGAGAAGACAUUAUUAGGCGAACACAUCGAUGUUCAUGCCCUCGCACCAAACGGAGAAACGUGCGUUAAGAGCAUCGACUGGUCUGUAGACGCUAGUGUGCCUGAAACAGUCUUUGUUGAUGAACGUGACCUAGCAAAAUUGAUAUCCUGUGUCUUUUUGAACGCUGUCAAAUUCACUGAACGUGGCAAGAUUCGCGUGUCAGCCACAUUAAGCAACAAAUCUCCCCAACAUAUCCGCAUCAACAUCCGCGAUACUGGAACAGGCAUUCCAGAAGAAUUCUUCCCCAGUCUAUUCAAACCCUUCUCACGGGAAGAUGAUUCUACUACACGAACAAGAGAUGGACUAGGGCUUGGGUUAUUAGUUGCUAAGGGCUUAUCUAGGAAGAUGGGUGGCGACUUACUAUGUGUUGAUUCUUCGACAUCCGGCCCUGAACGAGGGUCUGAGUUCGAGAUUCGCAUCCCUGUGAAUCCGAGCGGAUCAUUGAGUCGACCAGGUACUCCUCACAACGAGUCGCUGACGGAUCAACCACCUGAAUAUAAUUCUCCCCCUCGCUCUUCAGCAGAUGAAGCCGGGGUAUUGAACGAGCCGCGCCAGAUUGAAGUGACUCUUCCGGCAAGCUCGAUCAAACCAGCAAUUCCCCAUUCUCUACCGACAGCUCUGGUGAAUUCUGACUCAAAACAAACACCAAUUCGCUCCCUCCAACCGCCGGUUAAUCUCCAGAGCUCCGGCCUCGCGCAGGCGCAACCUCUCACAUUCCUCGUUGCAGAGGACAACCAAAUUAACCGGAAGAUCCUGGUCAACAUGUUACGAAAAUUAGGAUAUCGUGACGUAUACGAAGCUUAUGAUGGGCGAGAAGCCGUACGCAUCAUGCAAGAAAUACUUUUGUCAUCGUACCCUCUUCCAUCGCCUGUCUCUUCACCUUCGCUGCCCAGCAGCGACAGUGGCAUGAGCAAUCCACUUUCUCCAGAUACCGUAAACGGCAAGAAAAGAACAAAACCGAUAGACGUCGUCUUGAUGGAUCUUUGGAUGCCUGAAAUGGAUGGCUAUGAAGCUACAUCGAAGAUCUUUGAAAUGGUGAAUGAACACUGCAAUCGUCUCAGUCCGCACGUCCAACGUGAUGAUAGUCCGGCUGAAAGCAGACGCUCGUCUUGGGAUCAAGAUAGCGAACAGUACUCACCGUCGGCCGGCGAUAUUUCGCCAAAGGUUUUGGCUGUCAGUGCGGAUGCCACGGAUGAAGCUUUGAAUAAAGCCUCGUCUGUGGGCAUACAAGGCUAUAUGACGAAACCCUAUAAACUUGCUGACCUGGAGAGGCUUAUUGCUGAUUGUUGUACAUUCAACGUAACAUCUACAACACUCCUGAGCGCCUUGCUCUUCACUGGAGCUUCCACUAGCGUGCUAGCCCAACAACAGCAACAUCAACAUCAACAACCAUUAUUCAAAACCAGCGACAGCAGGGAGAACAAUGAACAUACCGAAGUCGGCGAUUUCAUCAUCCAGUACCUGCAAGCCCGCGACUUUACAGUCGAGAAGCAAAUCAUUGAGCCAGAGGCUGAAAAGGGCCGGUUUAAUAUCUAUGCAUACCCAAACUCGAGCCCUACACCACCUAGGGUUCUUUUGUCGAGUCAUAUCGAUACUGUCCCGCCCUACAUCCCGUACAGCCUGCACGCACCUUCUACCACCCCUCGCUCCUCACCGAGCUGGCGCGAGGAGAUUGUGAUCGCGGGCCGUGGCUCGGUGGACGCGAAGGGGAGCGUGGCAGCGCAGGUCUUCGCUGUACUAGAGUAUCUGCAGACUCAUCCGGACGCCUCAAUCGGUCUGCUCUUCGUUGUCGGCGAGGAAGUCAACGGGGUGGGGAUGCAGUGGUUCUCGCAGUCGGCGCUGAACACCUCGCCGCCGACUUUCCACACCGUCAUAUUCGGCGAACCCACCGAGCUCGCCCUGGUCUCGGGCCACAAGGGGUCGCUCUUCUUCACGCUGUCUGCGAAAGGCAAGGCGGCGCAUUCGGGCUAUCCAUGGCUAGGGCGUAGCGCGGUGUCGGCAUUGCUGCCGGCGUUGCUGAAGCUGGAUACCCUCGGCGAUAUCCCCGUCGACGAAGGUGGGCUUCCGGGGAGUGAGAAGUUUGGAAAAUCGACUAUCAACAUAGGGCGUCUUGAGGCGGGGAUUGCUGGGAAUGUGGUGCCGGUGCAUGCAGAAGCUAGUGUUAAUAUUCGUCUUGCGUAUCAUGACGUGGAAAAGGCAAAGGAGAUUCUGACGAAUGCGGUGCGGGAUGCUACGCAUGGUGAUGAGAAUGUUACUAUCGAAUGGGGGAAUAAUGGUGUCGGCCAUGCACCGAUUGAUAUUGAUGCGGACGUCGAAGGGUUCAAUGUGACUACCGUGAACUACGCGACUGAUGUCUGGUAUCUGAAACUCCAUGAAGGCUCUGGUGGAAGCCCGAUUGGUCGCGUGCGUCGGUAUUUGUAUGGACCAGGGAGUAUUUUUGUGGCCCAUGGAGCCAAUGAAGCUAUAAAGGUUGGAGAUCUGGAGGCGGCAGUAGCUGGGUAUAAGAAGUUGAUUGAUGCUGCCAUUGAGAGGAAUUCGUAA
Molecule: messenger RNA, 4433 nt
Organism: Talaromyces proteolyticus
Lineage: Eukaryota; Fungi; Ascomycota; Eurotiomycetes; Eurotiales; Trichocomaceae
Exons: 7
Coding region: 444-4433 (1329 amino acids)
Biological process (GO): protein autophosphorylation; phosphorelay signal transduction system
Molecular function (GO): phosphorelay sensor kinase activity; histidine phosphotransfer kinase activity; hydrolase activity
Source: RefSeq, a predicted model, not a curated record